Molecule: messenger RNA, 1309 nt
Organism: Musa acuminata subsp. malaccensis (wild Malaysian banana)
Lineage: Eukaryota; Viridiplantae; Streptophyta; Magnoliopsida; Zingiberales; Musaceae
Product: zinc finger protein CONSTANS-LIKE 1
Biological process (GO): regulation of flower development
Cellular component (GO): nucleus
Molecular function (GO): DNA-binding transcription factor activity; protein binding
Source: RefSeq, a predicted model, not a curated record
UCUUAUUAGUAAAUGGUCUAGACGGAGAUGUUCCGAGUCCAAUUAGAAGAAAGGAGAGAGCUCUGGGAGUUGCCCUCUACAUGCAUACAUUUGUCUGUUGCUUUUCUAUUUCUUUCUUCUUGUUAUUAUAUUGUUCUUGUGGUUCCUGCUUUCUUGUUCUUCGAGUUCCAACCAACAAGGGUCGGAGAGAUGUAUGCGGAGCAAGGGUUGCUGCUGCCUUACAUGUUGGGCUUUCCACAAGAAGUAUCAGGAGUUGAUCACCAUCUCCUUCCAUUUACAGCUUGUGAAGACUUGGUCUCCACAGACCUCCCUAAUUUUGAUCCCUACAUGGGUAACCUGGUUCAGACUUCUGCUAUCUCAGAGUAUGAUCUGGGAGGAGUUGGAGAUCUGUUCAAAGCACCAGAACCCAUUCUAGAGGAAUUGUUACUUGCAUUAGAUCCAAUAACUGAUGCCAUGUCAGUGAUGUCUGGUUAUGGAAGCACUAUAACAGAAGAAACAAUAAAAAUUGCAGAUAUGGAAUCAAUCCAAAAUGAAGAUUUUCUGGGUGAUGCCUUCUAUGACUGCCAAAAGGAUCUUUUUGCUAAGUCUGCUGCAGGUGUACUUCCUGAGGCAUUAGAUAUUGCAGUUGCUGCAGUGCAGACUGAAGAAAAUUUAGCUGGAGAAAGGUCCUCUGCUGAGGGAUCUUUACCGAAGAGUAUCAGUUUCGGAUGUCUAAGCUCAGUGGAUUGUUUUAACAUUUCCAGUGUUGAAUCAUCUUUUCUUGGUGUUAAUGACAUGAAUCUUGAUGCUGCAUUUGGGAUGAGGAGAGUAUACAGUGAAGGAGAUAUACAGAUUCUUGGAAUUGAUAAUUUAGUUCAUGGUAACAUGAACAUUGUUCCUUCCUCUAAUCUAGCAACCAUUGUGGAUGUCAAGAUUGAGGUUAAGAUUGAAGAAAGAAGGGAAAAACUUUCCAGGUACAGGACGAAAAGGAAGAAAAGAAACUAUGGCAGAAAGAUCAAGUAUGCUUGCAGAAAGGCAUUAGCUGACAGCCAGCCUCGUAUACGAGGAAGGUUCGCGAGAAUGGAGGACAGAUACGCAAAAACCGAGUAGUACGAAGUUGCAAACUAGAGUUGUGAAUUAUAGGUUAAGUGUAUAACUAGCUUGCAGCUAGUACUGCUUUCUAAUCACCCCUGUAGAUAAUGUAUGCUUUCCCAGUAUUAUGGUCUAAUGUUGUUUAUGGACUAUGAGUUACAUAGAAUAAACCUAUAGUUAUUGGCAUCUCUUGGUGUACUGUUAGUCUGUGUUAAUUAACAUUUAUAAGUAGAUCUGA